This is a messenger RNA of Gadus morhua (Atlantic cod), 2258 nucleotides long. RefSeq names its product calponin homology domain-containing protein DDB_G0272472. The record is from RefSeq and is a predicted model, not a curated record. Bases 1 to 1359 code for a protein of 452 amino acids. The transcript has 9 exons. Lineage: Eukaryota; Metazoa; Chordata; Actinopteri; Gadiformes; Gadidae.
AUGUCACUCAGAGCCACUUCGCAUGGAGACUUCCAGACGUUGUCCGGUUCGGCCGGUAAGUCACCGUCGUUAGAGGACCGUAUGUACAAGUCGAUGUCGAUGAGCAGCAGUAACGUCACCGGGGGCAGCCGGUUCGGGAGCGGGGAGCUGGAGGAGGUGAAGGGCACCGCGAGGUUCGGGAGGAGGCCUGUGCGUGCGGUACGACCGCUAAGCGCGCUCGGCACCUCGGGGUCCUUCCUCCAGAUAAACCACCUGCAGGGCGAACUGGUUCGCAAGAGAAAGGAAUGUGAGGACCUGAAAAAGGAGAACAAGUAUUUAUCCAACGAAAUCCACAUGGAGCGAAUCAUGAUGCGCACGGAGAACGAACUGACCAUGAGGAACCUGAGGAACCUCAACCAGGAGCUGCUGGCUCAGGUCAAGGAGUCUCAUCGUUCACGACGCUGCACCACAGCCAGCAGAGGGCGACGCUGUGCUCCCGGGCGGCCCAGCAGGCGGAGGCGUCGCUGGGGGCGGCGGAGCAGAGCCGCUCCCUGGCGGAGGCCAAGGCUGCGGCGAGCCGGCAGGACACGGAGCAGUCCCAGACGGACCGCGACCCGGCUCAGCCAGGAGCUGCAGCGGCUCAAGAAGGAGCACACGGAGGUGCAGCUGUCGCUGGCCAGGGCGGAGAAGAGCUACUUCGAGACGAAGCUGAGGCUGGACCGGGCCUCAGGGGAAAGGCAGAGCCUCCUGGGGGAGAACCAGACCCUGGAGGCGGAGCGGGAUGACCUCCGACCCCGCCUCAGACGCCUCACCCAGGAGAACGCAGACAUCAAAGACAAGGAGGUGUGCGCCCGGCGGCGGGCGGCGGCGGCCGAGGGGCAGAGGGACACCGCCGCCCAGGCCCUGCAGGAGGCGCAGCAGGAGCGCCGGCGGGUGGAGAAGGAGAGCCAGGAGCGUCGGGAGGAGGGCCUGGGGUGGAGGGAGAAGCACCAGGGGCUGGCUGACGUCCUCAGGGCCCAGGAGGACCUGAAGGCCCAGCGGCAGAACAAAGCAUGCCAAGCCAACAUUAAGAGCUACUUCCUCUGCAUGACCGAGAGCGACCAGCGGGUCAAGAUUCUGAAGAACCCCAACGGCAGCGCAAGGAAUUUCACGGAAGGUGACCCCGUGUACAUCUCAACUCCUGAACCCAAUCCAGAGGAUGCAGACCGAAGCCCUUCCAGAACCAUGUUGAGGGUGUCUGCCCCCCAGCAGGGGAGGGACCCCGGGCCCCCCCACUUCGGCGACCUGCCCGUCAUGGGAGGAGAGAGGCCCGACUCGGCCCCCCCAAGACGGAGCAGGAAGGUGGUGGAAUACUUCUGGAUCCCAACGGACGAGGAGUGAUGCGGACCAAACUGCCCCUCCCUGGUCCGUAAGCCGGAGCCACUCUGGGGUAGUGGGCAGUCGUAGAACAGUGAAAUGUGGACAGGGGAGAACCUUUGACACCAAGUGAGGAUAACGAGGCACAGUGCGACUUAAAAGUGUACUUUUGACGAAGAUGCGUCAUGACAAAGUCCUAAUGAAACAUCAGUACAGACCACGGAAACACCGGUCAGUGUUUAGGAUUGUUAGAAGAGUAAGUAAGUAGUUGCCAUUUACUCGUUGGGAGGCUUGAGAUACAUGUCAUUGAAGGGAAAAACUGGUUUGGUUUGUAUCGACUCCCUCUAUCGGUUGAACGUGGUUGGGUGGUUUGGUUCCUGUUGAAUAAUCCAUGACUUUUCCUGAGUACGUCGUAUCAGAUGGUGACCAUUUAAGCUGGAUAGCAUUGUUGUGAAAAUACAUAAAAGUUGCAUGACCCAUUUAAGAUGAGCGACAGGAGAAAUAAAGAGAAGGGAAAAGGUUGUGGUGCUCAUGUAAGGGACUUUAUUGAUAUUAAAGCAGUAGAAAUGUACAGUUCUUAUGAACACCCCACAACAUGAUCCAAACCCACAAGCAUGGUUGGUGAGAACACUUGCAAACUAUUCGGGGGGCAAAGUCAACAUCGUGAUUUAGCAAAUUUCCGCUGUUUCUCUUUCUGAGAAGGGGAAUGUCAAAUCAAUUAAUUGAUCAGAUCAUUGGUUCAUUUUAUGAUUGCCAAUAAAAUAAAAAGGGAAAUACAAAUUCAUAAUUAAUUCAUGUUUCCAUUUUAACAGAAAUACCUGGAGGCCACAUUCACAUGGUCACAAAAAUGUUUUCAGGAAGAGGUUCUGUGCGAGAGGUUCACGACCGACGCAGAGUUGCCCGAUUAAAAAAUACCUUCUCAA